AUGCUGCCACUCUUCCUGGUCUUCUUGUUGCUGCCACCGGGCGCUGCCUGCUGGACACAGAAGCCCAAAUGCUUGUUGAACUUGCCAAGGGACACCAUAGAACCUGUGAAUCAUUACAGGUCAGGAGACUACCUCAUUAGCGGGGUGGUCUCUCCGACACUUGCUUUCCCCUUGCAUUAUCUUUUCCGGGAACCACCUGUUAUCAGAUAUGAGCUAUCAGCAACCGAAUCUCACUGGCUCGUUCUGUCCUUCUUGUUUGCCAUUCGUGAGGUCAACCGAGACCCCAGCCUCCUACCCAACGUCACCCUGGGCUACAGCAUCUACGAAAACUUCGGCAGUGUGAGAAUGACCUACGAUGCCAUGAUGGAUCUGGCAUCUCCCGGGCAGGCAAAUAUUCCAAACUACUCCUGUGGGCGACAGAAUACCGUGUUGGCUGUUCUGGAAAACGCUCCCACUGAAAUCUCCAUCCUGAUUUCAAACGUGAUGGGCCUCCGCAAAAUCCCACAGAUCAGUUAUGCUCUUGUGUCUCGCGUUCUUCGUGAUGAAGCACGGUUUCCUUUUUUAUACCGGAUGCUCCCAGACGAGGAAUAUUUGUACCCUGGAAUCCUGGAACUGCUCCUGCAUUUCCGAUGGACGUGGGUGGGUCUGAUUGCUGCAGACAGCGACAACGGAGAAAGGUUUAUGAGAACUUUGAUGCCGAUGCUCACCAGGAAUGGCAUUUGCGCCCUCUUCUCCCUCAUCCUCCCAGUGAACGUGGUGGAGAACUUUUUGGAAGACGUUCUAAGCCCCGAUUUUAAUUCCAAGUGGAAACAGGUCAAUGUAGUCAUUCACUACGCGGAAGCCGAAUUGUCGUUCACCGAAGGGUUAUUCCACGCGCAAUUCAUAGCUACGGAACAUUUCGGAUUGAUCGAGGGGAAAGUUUGGAUCACGACCGCUUGGUGGGAUCUCUCAGCAGCAUUAUCCAGGUCUCCUGUGCUUCAGGAAGACGUAAACACUUUUUUCUCCUUCUUACUGCGGACAAACAACAGAGUAAAACAGGACCAAUAUCUUCCCUUUCACAUCUCCGCCGAAGAGUUUUGGAAAAACAAUUUUCAGUGUUUCUAUUCGAAGCACGGGUUGGCUGUGAGAGGUUGGAUGAGAUGCGUGGAGAAAGGGGAACUGGUGAUUGUUCCUGAGGAUAUUCGUGGUAACGUAGUCCACACUGGACAUGGACAUAGUAUCUACAAGAUUGUCUACGCUGUGGCACACAUCUUAAAUGCUUUCUACUUAUCCACAGCCAAGAGUAUGGUCACAGCAGGCAGAGAGAAGGGGGGACACCGAAGGAUACAGAACUGGAAGAUUUACCAUUUUCUGAAAACCUUCUGGAUGUACAACACUUCUAUGGAUGGAGUGCAUUUCGACGAGAAGGGGGAACUAGACGCUGACCUGGAUAUUGUGAAGUCUGUGCUGUUUCCCAACAAGUCUGUUGAGACAAGGACAAUUGGGAAUACGACCAAACGGGCAUCUCAAAGCCUUCUGUUCCAGAUUGAGCAGGAUGACAAGACUGUGCCUCGUUCCAGGUGUAGCAAAAGCUGCCUCCCAGGGCACACCAAGGCGAUUCAGGAAGGAAACCCGGUCUGCUGCUACGAUUGUCACCGGUGUGCAGAAGGGACAAUUUCCACUCAGGAAGAUGCAGACCACUGUGACAAAUGUCCAGAUGUUCGGUACGCAAACGUCAACCGAGACCAGUGCGUCCCCAAAGUCACAACCUUCCUGUCUUACGAAGAACAUCUAGGCCUCGUUUUGGCUCUCUCUGCACUUGCCCUAUCUCUAAGCACAGCCUUUGUGUUUGGAAUCUUCAUUAAAUACCGAGAGACUCCAAUCGUCAGAGCCAACAACCGAAACCUCACCUACGUUCUCCUCGUUUCCCUCCUACUUUCUUUCCUCUCCUCCUUGGUCUUUAUUGGCCGGCCAAAUAAAGUCACCUGCCUUCUCCGACAAGCACUUUUCAGCGUUAUCUUCUCCGUCGCCGUCUCUUCUAUAUUGGCCAAAACGAUCACUGUGGUGGUGGCGUUCGUGGCCACGAAGCCAGGGAACAGGGUGAGGAAAUGCCUGGGGAAGGGUUUGGCCAACUCCAUCGUCAUUGCUUGUUCCACCCUCCAACUUGUCAUCUGUGCCGUCUGGCUGAUGGUCUCUCCCCCCUUCCCAGAGUCUGACCUGCACACCCAACCUGGGCACAUCAUCUUGCAGUGCAACGAGGGGUCUGCCUCCAUGUUUUACGUCGCCCUGGGUUACAUGGCCUUCCUAGCCACCAUCUGUUUCACGGUGGCUUUCCUGGCCAGGAAGCUGCCCGGGGCGUUCAACGAAGCCAAGGUGAUCACCUUCAGCCAGUUGGUGUUUUGCAGUGUUUGGUUGUCCUUUGUGCCCUCCUACCUGAGCACGAAGGGGAAAUACACGGUAGCUGUGCAGAUCUUCUCUAUGCUGGCUUCCAGCUGUGGGUUACUGGUUUGUAUUUUCUUUCCCAAAUGCUACAUUAUUGUCUUGAGGCCUCGACUGAAUGUGAAAAAACAUAUCAAGAUUAAUGGUGGCAACUGA
This is a messenger RNA of Heteronotia binoei (common prickly gecko), 2574 nucleotides long. RefSeq names its product vomeronasal type-2 receptor 26-like. NCBI's taxonomy places the organism in Eukaryota, Metazoa, Chordata, Lepidosauria, Squamata, Gekkonidae. The record is from RefSeq and is a predicted model, not a curated record. Gene Ontology annotation, molecular function: G protein-coupled receptor activity. Gene Ontology annotation, biological process: G protein-coupled receptor signaling pathway. Gene Ontology annotation, cellular component: membrane. The transcript is spliced from 6 exons. The coding region runs from base 1 to 2574 and encodes 857 amino acids.